GGCUGGCGUCUUCGACGUUGCCACUGAGGACGCUUUGAACCCUGCCCGGGGCGGGGGCCCAGUGCGCGUCCAUGGCUGCCCACCAAGGGGGGACCACCCCUCCCCUGCGGGUUCUGGAAGAAGCACUGGGCUUGACGGCUGCCGGGGACGUCGAGGACGCGGUGGCCGCAGAGGGUACCUACUACCUGGAGCAGGUCACCAUAACCGAAGCAUCUGAAGAUGAUGAUUUUGAAUAUGAAGAGAUACCAGAUGACAAUUUUAGCAUUCCAGAAGGUGAAGAAGAUCUGACAAAAGCAAUGCAGAUGUUUCAAGAACAGGUUACAGAUAGUCAAAUUUUGGAGCAGAAAACAGUCCUUCCUUCAAAGCGUGAAGUCCCUGAAGUAAUAGAAGACUUUCUCUGCAACUUUCUGAUCAAGAUGGGAAUGACCAGAACUCUUGAUUGCUUUCAGUCUGAAUGGUACGAAUUAAUACAGAAGGGUGUAACUGAAGUUAGCGGUGGUGAGAAAGUCCCAGAUGUGUACACCCAGAAUAUGCUUUUAGAAAAUGAAAACAAAAAUUUGAAGAAAGACUUGAAGCACUACAAACAGGCAGCUGACAAGGCUAGAGAAGAUCUGCUUAAAACUCAGAAAGAACGAGAUUUUCAUCGAAUGCAUCACAAGCGAAUAGUCCAAGAAAGAAACAAACUAAUUAAUGAUCUUAAAGGGUUGAAGUUACAUUAUGCAUCUUAUGAACCAACUCUAAGGGUGUUACUUGAGAAGCAUCAAACUUUACUGAAGCAGAAAAUGAUGGCCUCCUUGGAAAGAGACAAAGCGACCAAGAAGAGUCCUGGACCUGAAACAAAAUUAAAGCAUAUGGAACCAGGGCAUAGUUACCAAGCUUCUAAAAUUAGAGUUGUUUCUGGCUCUGAAAAGGACUGUGAACCAGAAGGUCCUACUCAGAAAGGUCUUCGUGAAGCCAGGGAACAAACCAAAUGUAAGACAAAGAUGAAGAAUAAUACAAAGGAUACAGAAUUUCCUACAGAUAUGCAACCAAAUCCAAAUCUUUAUUCACGUAAAGAAAAUAAUUUUCCAGAAAAACUUGGCUACAGGCUGAAGACCAUAUUUAAACUUCAUGAACUUCCAGUGAGCUGCAUCAUUAUGCACCCCCAAAAAGACGUCCUAAUCUCCUGUAGUGAGGACCGCCUCUGGAAGGCACUGGAGAUCUCCAAAGCCAAAGUGCUCGUCACAGGAACUGGCCACACCGACUGGCUUUCCAACUGCUGCUUGCAUCCCAGUGGCAACAAGCUGGCUACAUCCAGCGGCGACACUACAGUUAAACUGUGGGACCUGUCCAAAGGCAGAUGCAUUUUGACCUUCGAGGGGCACAAGCACGCAGUGUGGUCCUGCACGUGGCAUUCCUGUGGUGACUUUGUGGCUUCUUCUUCCCUGGAUACCACCAGUAAAAUCUGGGAUGUUAAUAGUGAAAGAUGCAGGUGCACUCUUUAUGGACACACGGACUCUGUGAACAGCAUUGAGUUCUUCCUUUGCUCCAACACUCUCCUCACAGGCUCUGCAGAUAAGUCCCUGUCUAUCUGGGAUGCGAGAACGGGUCAAUGUGAGCAGUCACUUUACGGUCACAUGCAUUCCAUCAAUGACGCCACCUUUAAUCCCAGGGAUCACAUUAUAGCAUCCUGUGAUUCCUGUGGAGUUAUAAAACUGUGGGACUUCCGCAAACUCUUACCGAUUGUGUCCAUUGAUGUAGGUCCGAGUUCUGGCAAUCGAGUAAACUUUGAUUCAUCAGGUCAAUUAUUAGCUCAGGCAAGUGACAGUGGGGUCGUUCAUUUGCUGGACCUUAAAUCAGGGCAGAUUCACAAGUUGAUGGGCCAUGAGGAUGAAGUUCAUGCCGUCGUGUUUUCUCAGGAUGCAGAGAGCCUGUUCUCUGGAGGCUCCGAGGGCACCGUUCGAAUGUGGUCUUGA
This is a messenger RNA of Artibeus jamaicensis (Jamaican fruit-eating bat), 1955 nucleotides long. It is a transcript of the gene SPAG16, whose product is annotated as sperm associated antigen 16. Gene Ontology annotation, cellular component: axonemal central apparatus. The coding region runs from base 72 to 1955 and encodes 627 amino acids. Gene Ontology annotation, molecular function: protein binding. The record is from RefSeq and is a predicted model, not a curated record. Lineage: Eukaryota; Metazoa; Chordata; Mammalia; Chiroptera; Phyllostomidae. The transcript is spliced from 16 exons. Gene Ontology annotation, biological process: axoneme assembly.